GGUGAAAAGAGAUAAGAAAGGAGGGAGUUUCAAGCAGAGGCUGAGAUAAACCAAAUUGAAUGCUUUACCAAACUCACAGAACUAUCUCUCAUUGACCCUCUCUUUUUCAUUUCUUCUUCUUUUUUUUUGCUCUCACCGCCGCCCCUCCUUCCACCUCCAUCUCUCUGUCUCUCAGGUUUAUAGGAAAUGGAAGCAGCAGCGUUGAAAAGCAGCAUCAGGAAAGAAAUGGCUUUCAAAACGACGACGACGCUGCCCGUUUACGAAGACUUUCUGGCCGUCACCACCGCCGAGGAUUUCUCCGUCGACGACUUCUUCGACUUGUCUAAGGACGACGUUUUCACGGAAGAAGAGGCUGAACAGCAAGAGAUGCUCCUCCACGUUUCCUCCGAGGACAACGGUGACGCUCUUCGCCAGAGUAACAAGGACGGUUUUGGGUCUCUCCCUCCAGGCGAACUCUCCGUUCCGACGGAUGAAAUAGCGGAGCUUGAGUGGCUAUCCCAUUUCAUAGAGGAUUCAUUCACUGAAUAUUCUACUCCAAAUCUCACCGGAACCCCCACUGAAAAACCAGCCUGGUUAACCGGUCUGACUCCUCCUCCCACACAAGACUCUUGUUUCAAAUCCCCUGUUCCCUCUAAAUCCCGUACCAAACGCAACCGGUAUGGAACCAACUUCUGGUCGCUUGGAUCUUCCUCCUCUUCAGGCCAUUCCUCCUCGACUUCGACUUCCUCCUCCUCUUCUGGUCCUUCCAACACGUGGUUCUCUGGCGCUGAGCUUCUCGAACCACUCUCCCCGUCGGAGAAACCACCGGUUCCCAAAAAGCAUAAGAAAAGGUCAGCUGAGUCUGUUUUCAGCGGUCAGCUACUGGAGGAGCAUCAGCAGCCCUCUCGACGGUGCAGCCACUGUGGCGUUCAGAAGACUCCUCAGUGGCGAGCUGGACCAAUGGGAGCCAAGACGCUGUGCAAUGCGUGCGGGGUGAGGUAUAAGUCGGGUCGGUUACUACCAGAAUACAGACCCGCUUGUAGCCCGACAUUCUCAAGCGAGCUCCACUCUAACCACCACCGCAAAGUCAUGGAGAUGCGGCGGAAAAAGGAGCCUGCGGAUGACAACGAAACCGGUGUAAACCAGCUGGUUCGGUCCUCACAAGCUGUACCAAGUUUUUGAAGUACACAAGGCCUCGAAAUUAGAGCUGAGAGUUAGGAAGUUGGCCCGGUUCAGUCAGUUUGUAGCCUCGAGUCUAGUAUCUCGUUGACUUUUUGUAUGAUAUUUUUAGCAGUUACAUUUUUUUGGUUAUCGUAAUCUGAUUUUUCAUGCUAGGAGUCUAGGUAAGUUUUUAGUAACUGAUUAGGUCAAAAACUCAUUGUGCCGUAUUCGUUCGCAUUAGCUUUUCAGUUUUAAAUU
Messenger RNA from Raphanus sativus (radish), 1398 nucleotides. RefSeq names its product GATA transcription factor 5. Gene Ontology annotation, cellular component: nucleus. The record is from RefSeq and is a predicted model, not a curated record. The coding region runs from base 187 to 1161 and encodes 324 amino acids. Gene Ontology annotation, molecular function: zinc ion binding; sequence-specific DNA binding. The transcript has 3 exons. Lineage: Eukaryota; Viridiplantae; Streptophyta; Magnoliopsida; Brassicales; Brassicaceae. Gene Ontology annotation, biological process: positive regulation of DNA-templated transcription.